Messenger RNA from Camellia sinensis, 1343 nucleotides. NCBI's taxonomy places the organism in Eukaryota, Viridiplantae, Streptophyta, Magnoliopsida, Ericales, Theaceae. The record is from RefSeq and is a predicted model, not a curated record.
UUCAAAACCAAGUCAUCGAUCUUUCUAAGAAAAUUUCUUCAUUCUCUCUCUCUCUCUCUCUUACAUGAGACACAAGAACAGAGCAAUGGAACUAGAAAUGGAGGAAGAGAAAAUGGAUAUCUAUUCAGAGACCAACAAGUUACUCAAUAAUCACUAUUCAAAACCCAUCAAGAGUGGUUUCAAGACCUUGCCACUCAUCAUAGUAAAUGAAUCGCUAGAGAAAGUUGCGAGCUAUGGGUUGAUGCCCAACAUGAUUUUCUACUUAAUUAGGGUUUAUCACAUGGAAAUUGUUACUGGGUCGAUCGUGCUCUCUCUCUGGUCAGCUACUUCCAAUGCUUUGGGAAUUUUCGGAGCUGUUCUCUCGGAUUCUUACUUGGGUCGGUUCCGGGUCAUUGUUAUUGGAUCCAUCUCUAGCCUCCUUGGAAUGACUUUUCUUUGGUUAACUGCCACGAUUCCACAUUUGAAACCUCCGCCUUGUGAACAGCUCAAGCACAAUUGCAACUCUCCAACAACAGCCCAACUUGCUGUAUUGUUCUCUUCUUUUGGGCUAAUCUCCAUUGGUGCUGGUUGCAUUAGACCUUGUUCUAUAGCCUUUGGUGCAGACCAAUUGGACGAUAAAGAAAACCCCAAUAAUGAGAGGAAUUUACAGAGCUUCCUUUACUGGUAUUAUGCUUCGGGUGGACUCUCUGCAGUUGUUGCUUUAACUGUUAUCGUAUACAUUCAAGAUCAUUGGGGUUGGCAAGUUGGGUUCGGAGUCCCUGCUAUCCUCAUGGCUCUCUCUACUCUAGUAUUCUUAAUGGGUUCUUCUAUUUAUGUUAAAGUUAAACCUAGCCAGAGCUUGUUCACUGGAUUUGUUCAAGUUCUAGUUGUGGCAUUUAGAAAGAGAAAACUCAGUCUCCAUCCAAGUGAUUAUGAUGACUCUCAGAACUUUGAAUUGAAGCUCCUUUCAUCAUCUGACAACUUAAGGUAUUGUCAUCAUCAUCAGCUUUGCUACAAUGAACUGUUGUGGGGAACAUUUUUAAUUAUAUACAUGAAGCUCCUCAUUACAUUGGUUUCUUCUUGUGAUGUGCUUUAUCUUAUUUUUAUCCUGUGUGAUACAAUUACUUUUAAUAGCAAUACAUUGCAGCUGAUAUUUGAUUAAAAAUUUUUUUUUAAUUUAACUGAGCAUAUAGCCCUUGACAAGGUGGAAUGGCAAAAAAGAAUUUAUGUAGCUGACCCCACUUGGUUGGGACAUAAGGUUUAGUUUGGUUUAAUUUAUUGUAGCUGAGUUCUUAAUUAUUAGUGGAAAUUGAUUGAUUGCUAAAACAUUUAGAGCAAAAUCCAUUUUACACCCGUUGUGGUAU